Sinocyclocheilus grahami is the source of this 3898-nucleotide messenger RNA. It is a transcript of the gene cd164, whose product is annotated as CD164 molecule, sialomucin. The transcript is spliced from 6 exons. NCBI's taxonomy places the organism in Eukaryota, Metazoa, Chordata, Actinopteri, Cypriniformes, Cyprinidae. The record is from RefSeq and is a predicted model, not a curated record. Gene Ontology annotation, cellular component: cytoplasmic vesicle. Bases 115 to 609 code for a protein of 164 amino acids.
ACAGAAAGCCGGAAGCGCAGCCACAUCCACAGCAGCUCUGGUCGCUAGAGUGAAACUGCAGACUGCCCGACCUGAACGCCCGCACGGGGACUGAGAAUAAAUCAAUUAGACACCAUGUUUUGGAGACUUUUCUUCGUGACAAUAUUACUAGCCUUCUUCGGAUCGUUGACAAGCCAGGAAUUUGCGCAGGAUGAAGACUGUGGUUUAUUGAGUACUUGUAAAGCAUGUGGAAAUGUGACUCACUGCCAGUGGAUGAGCUGCUCAGGUGGUACACCUAAGUGUUAUAACGGCAGUGUUGAGAACCAAACAAUCAACUGUGUCAGUGUGAACUGCACAGAGCCAACACUGACCCCGCCAGUGAGCCCCACCACCACAAAUGCUACCAUUAAUGCUACCACGACAGUCCCCACCACAUCAGUUGCUCCGACUCAAAACAGCACAGUCACAAACACCACGACCAUGUCACCUACUACUUCUCCAUCUAGAUCAUCCACAUUCGAUGCCGCCAGUUUCAUCGGGGGAAUUGUGUUAGUCUUUGGCCUUCAAGCUGUCAUCUUUUUCCUUUACAAGUUCUGCAAAUCCAAGGAUCGCAACUACCACACCCUGUAACACGCUGCCACCUGGAGGCACCACAAAACCCACACUCCGACCCAAAAGAGAGAGGGAGAGAGAGAGACACAUUAUACUCACAGAUUCGAUGAUAUUUCUUAAACACUCCCGUGAUCCCCCAUGUUCAUCCCACUCAUAUUUUUUUAAUUUUAAUUCCUGUGAUUUGAGCUUUAUUUUUCGUUAAUGUUAGAUCUCUCACUAUCACCCGAGUUCAUUAACACAAAUACACCCCACACACAAAGUAAUGCCCCAAGCCUUUUCGAGCAGUGGCAUUAUGGGGUAUGUGAAAUGUGUCCUGCUUUUGUGUACAACCACAGCUUUCAAAGUUAUGUCCGUAAAUUGUUUUCAUGGUGUCAUGGUGUUUCCCCUGAAAGGCAUCGGAGGGGGCACCUUCUCAUCAUACCUGCGACAAUACUUCCCGAUUCCCAGUGUUAAUUUCAGGUAUCUUCACUAGGACAGUGUUUUUUUUUUAUACAGUUACCAUUACUGAUGGUUCUCAAUAUUCUAUCGAGUCCAUCAUCAUCAUCACCACGUUCAAAAAUAAUAUCAGUAUAAUUCCGGACUGAAUGAACAAAGUUUUUCCCCUUUUAUUUCAAAUCUGUUCUGCAUUUUCAUCACAUAGUCCUUUGGGUUGUGUCCAUCUGUGUGUGGUGUUUGAUUUCAAACCCUUUUAUGGCCAUUCCUCAUUUACGCCAACCAAGAGAACCAAAAUGUUUGCAAUAAAUUACAUUCCCCACCUUAGUCCAUCACUGUUAACUAUCUGUAGUUAGAGAACCAGUAGACUGCAGUUCUCAAAAUGAGUUAAAACUGGCAUCUCACUCCUUUUUUCUUCCCCAAAUGUGACAGUGGAGUGCUGGGUAAUAUCAGAGAUGCAUUAUAUACCCGUAGUUAGCAUCCUAUCAUUGUGGGGGACUUACCAGCUUAUCGGCUAUUAAGUUGUACUUUCAGAGAGUUGGUGGAUUUGAAACAUUAGGAGUUCAGCCAAUCCAGUUCUACUAACAGCCGAAAUAAGUCUUCAUUAAAAUUAGUCUAUUCUGCGGGACAUGCGAAUAGAUUGAGGCACUAUGAGAGCGGAGGAUCCAUGAUCCCAUUCAGAAUGAUUGACAGUUGAGUCAAAGUGCCUUUAGGUGGAGGCAGUGGCUUGCUGCCUUAAAAGUGAGCCUUAAAAGUGUGAAUGUGUUCGUGUCGUCUAUCGAGGCCAGGCUGUGUGUUGGUGUGUCUGCCUGUAUGUCAGUGUGUUUAAAGAUACGAAUGCGUGCUUGUUUCGAUGAAGUAGAUCUAGUGUCUGCCAGCUGGACUGAUCACUAUAUUAUACAGAGUAGAUAAUUACAAGUUAAUUAAUUUGUUGGAUUAAUAUGUCAUGUUCCCAAAAGCUUCUCUCAGUUCUUGAGCUUAAUUAUUAUUUUUUUUGCUAGCGCAGAUAUGUCGGUCAGAUCCUAGCACUCCCAUUCAAAAACAGAUCGAUAUUUGUCCAUAAUCAGAACUCUUUGACCAUAAACUGAAUCAAUAUCAUUAAGGCACUAAAAUGUCUUAAGCUGAGGUGUACAUACUUCAGGGCGAUUAAAACAGACUUGUACGUAGAUUCUAAUGUUUUUUUUUUAGAAGCUUUUGUGUUAAUUACCCUUAAGAGAACUGAAAUGUGCCCUAGAAAAAUGCAUUCAGGAUAUGUUUUGCUUAUUCUUUCGUUUGUCUUUAUUGCUACAAUCAUCUGCAGAUUUUGAUGGAGUCUCAGAGCUGUGACAGACUCAUCAUUUAAUGCUUGGGUUUGAUUUCUUGAAAUAUAAUUGAGUUUGGGUGAAUUUAUUUUGAAUAGACCUACACUACGCCUAAUUCCUGCCUUACUGAGCUUAUUUCAUUUGGUACUAUGUUCAUAAAUUAAUUUGUCUGUCUAGUGUGUUGGCACGUUUAUAGGCCGAGGGCCUGUAAUUUUUUUCCUUCAUUCCUAUGUUAUGAAAUUUGAAAUGUAAUAAUCUUGAUUAGCUUGCUGCUAAUAACUUCCUCUGCGAGUUGUAAUGUCAUUGGCUUGGGAAGUGAUUCCCGUUGUUUGGGUUGCAAAUUUUGUAAUGGCAGAAAGGAAUCGUUUUGUUUGGUGUGCUUUCGUUUUUAUCUGCUUUCUUGAUGCCGAAAAUGUUCCAUUCCCAGCAUUGUGUUAAUUGCAGGUUUCUCAGAAGAUGAAUGUUAAGGCCUCACUUUCUUUAUUGAACCACUCUAAUUGCUUGUCCAUUGUCGUAUCACAGUGCUUAAAUGCCAAAGGUGUCUGUUUUAGCAUGAGUCACUGAAAAGCUGCUAUAAUGCUUCACAAGCUUCAUCAUGCCCAUAGUGUAGUCAGAUGAAAUCCUGUUGUUUGCCAUUUUGCUUCAGCUUUGCCAAAUUAAAAACACUGUUUACUUAAGAAAAGAUUAGACUACAGUGUUUCAUUGUAAUUUAUUUUAAUAGUUAACAUAAAUACACAAUUACACAACUCAUCACAGUAUUGUCUGUUUAGCAUCAGGCUACAUCCAAAGAUCCCAUGUAGUUGCAAAUGGAUUUUAGCUGUGCAUGCAAAAGGCUGUAAAGGACAUUCUACAUUUUCGGGUGAGCUAUCCAUUAAUUCCAAAUAUAGAGCUCAGUCAAGGAUGCUAAUAUUUGAGAAGGUAAACAGCUCAAAAUCAUCUCACACUCAAAGAAUUCAACCUAACUUCAAAGUCUUUGGCCUUGAUUUCUUAUGCCAUUAUGUUUGUGUGCAUGUAUGCAUCAGAUUUCCACAGAAACAGCCAUUGCCAUUGCUCUGAGCUAGUGUUGCAUUCCUUGCUGCACCUUUUGAAUAUAAAGUGCCUUAAUUAAGAUUAGAUGAUGAGAAUUACCGUACUAUUGUCAUGAAGAGUUACACUCUCUAAGGGACUUGAACAUUUUAGAGUGAAGGUUUGGUCUAUUGAAGUUGUGAGCGGAUAAUGAGAGGUACAUGGACUAUAGCAUCUCGCUUGUGCCACUAUUUUAUCUAAUUUCAAAGAAUUGAGUUACUAAUGUUUUUUUUUAAUUACUGUAAUUACUUAUGGCCUGUUGUCCAGUAGUGCAUUUUUUUUUAUUGCUUCAUAUAAACAUGCACAUGCUCCACAUACGGUCUUGUCAAUUAAAAGACACUUACUGUUGCGUCUGUGUCCAGAAAAUCUGCCUUAAUAGUUUUAUGCUCUAUUGUGUUGGUUUUAUUUCUCUGGAACUCUCUUUUGUUCUUGUGUUUUCCCUCGUUUCAGAUCUGCAUUCACAAUUAGGUUGAAAAUGUGAUUAAUUAAAGUUUGAGUAUUGUAAAACA